Molecule: messenger RNA, 4734 nt
Organism: Eucalyptus grandis
Lineage: Eukaryota; Viridiplantae; Streptophyta; Magnoliopsida; Myrtales; Myrtaceae
Product: pleiotropic drug resistance protein 3
Exons: 24
Coding region: 109-4383 (1424 amino acids)
Cellular component (GO): membrane
Molecular function (GO): ABC-type transporter activity; ATP hydrolysis activity; ATP binding
Source: RefSeq, a predicted model, not a curated record
AGCUCGAACCGUCGAUAUUUUGAACGCAGACUGCAGUGCAAACGCACUUGUAUAAAUAGCUCACUAGCUCUCGCUUCCCCGUGAUCAAAACCCAUCUAUCGUUUCGUCAUGGAAUCGUUUACGCCCAAUGCUUCGGAUAUGGGUGAUAAUGAUGGAGUAGAUACGAUAAUGGAGGAGGACGAGGAACUACGAAACCGGUGGGCUGCCAUCGAGCGGUUGCCAACGAUCCGGCUCCUGAGGACAUCACUCUUUGACAGCAAGAAUGAAAGCACUGCCCCUAGGAAUGGAGAAGAAGGGAGGGAGAAGAAGGUGGUUGACGUUACCACGCUCAGCUCCCUCGAACGUCAUCUGUUCAUCGAGAGGCUCAUACAGCACAUCGAGACUGAUAAUCUACGCUUGUUACAGAAACUGAGGGAAAGGAUAGACAGAGUGAAUGUGAAAUUACCUACUGUGGAAGUGAGGUACAACCAUGUCUCGGUGGAAGCAGACUGCGAGAUCGUGCGAAGAAAGCCGCUUCCUUCACUGUGGAACUCUCUCUCAAGCUUGUUAUUGAUUCCCGCAAGGACAGUACCAUGCAAAUCUCAGGCUUCCAAGAUAAGAAUUCUCAAAGAUGUCAGCGGAAUCAUCAAACCGUCAAGGUUGACUCUUCUACUUGGCCCUCCAGGAAGCGGGAAGACUACUCUGUUAAAAGCUCUGGCUGGAAAGUUGGAUCAGUCACUUAAGGUUACCGGAGCAAUCACUUACAACGGCUACAAUCUAGACGAGUUUGUCCCUCAGAAGACGUCUGCUUACAUAAGCCAACUUGAUCAACACAUACCUGAAAUGACGGUGAGGGAAACCAUCGACUUCUCAGCACGCUGCCAAGGUGUCGGAAGCAGAGCAGAAAUAAUGGCGGAAGUCAGCAGGAGAGAGAGAGAAGCAGGAAUCAUCCCUGAUCCCGACAUCGACACUUAUAUGAAGGCAAUUUCUGUGGCAGGACAAGAGAGAAAUCUUCAGACAGACUAUGUCUUAAAGAUACUUGGGUUGGAUAUAUGUGCUGAUAUAAUGGUUGGAGAUGCACUGAGGAGGGGCAUUUCAGGUGGCCAAAAGAGAAGGCUGACAACAGGAGAAAUGAUUGUUGGUCCAAUGAAGACUCUUUUCAUGGACGAAAUCUCGACGGGAUUGGACAGCUCCACAACCUUCCAAAUAGUAUCCUGUCUUCGGCACUUGGUGCAGCUCACAGAUGCAACAGCAUUUGUCUCACUCCUUCAGCCACAGCCUGAAACCUUUGAUCUGUUUGAUGACGUAGUAUUGAUGUCCGAAGGAAAGAUUGUGUAUCACGGCCCUCGAACCUAUGCACUAAAUUUUUUUGAGGAAUGUGGCUUCAAGUGCCCAGAGAGAAAGGGUGUAGCAGAUUUCCUCCAAGAGGUUAUAUCUAUAAAGGAUCAAGCACAGUACUGGUCUAGCACUGACAUUCCAUAUAGCUACAUAUCGGUGGAUCAUUUCUCCGAUAAGUUUAAGUUGAGUCACAUAGGGGAAAGAUCAGACCGUGAACUCUCAGUCCCUUGUCAGAAAACUCAAUCUGAUGACGGUGCUUUAUCCUUCAGCACCUACUCACUAAGCAAAAGGGAAUUGUUUAAAGCCUGCAUGGCCAGAGAGUGGCUUCUGAUGAAACGGAACCGGUUUGUGUACAUCUUCAAAACAAUGCAGCUUGUGAUUACUGCAUUCCUAGCAAUGACAGUUUUCAUUCGUACCGAAAUGGACACGGACUUGACCCAUGCAAAUUACAUCAUGGGUGCUUUAUUUUAUGCACUGGUCAGGCUCAUGACAAAUGGAGUCGCAGAGCUGCCUCUAACCAUAGCUAGACUUCCAGUAUUCUACAAGCAAAGUUCGUUUUACCUUUAUCCAGCGUGGGCCUACUCUGUCCCUGCAUCAAUCCUGAAGAUCCCCCUUUCGUUGCUUGAUUCGGCGCUUUGGACUGCAAUGACUUACUAUGUCAUAGGAUACAGCCCUGAAGUGGAAAGGUUUUUCCGACAUUUUCUCCUGCUAUUUGCUUUGCAUCUAGCAUCCACAUCCAUGUGCCGGGCGAUUGCUGCGGUGUUUCGCACUGUAGUAGUUGCAACAACAUUCGGUUCCUUAAUGCUACUACUGAUGUUUUUGUUUGGAGGCUUCAUUAUACCCCGCCCGUCCUUACCACUGUGGCUGAGGUGGGGAUUCUGGGCUUCUCCGAUGACGUAUGGAGAAAUUGGUAUCUCGCUGAAUGAGUUUCUUGCUCCACGCUGGAACAGGUUUUCGAAGGGAAACACAAGCAUUGGAAGGGACGUUUUGACCAUCCACGGCCUGAACUUCAAUGGUUACUUCUACUGGAUAGCGGUGGGGGCAUUGUUUGGCUUCACUUUUCUUUUCGAUCUCGGCUUUAUCUUAGCCCUCACAUACUUCAGAGCUCCCAAGGUGUCUCGAGCAAUAAUUUCGCACAAAAAGAUCUUGGCAAGACAUGCAAAGGAAGUUGAUAAGAAGAAUAUUCCAACGGACAUUGAUGCUGAAACUACUCUGGAUAGGAGGAUAGGAAGGACGAUCCUCCCAUUUGAGCCACUCUCAAUGGCAUUCAAGGAUGUGCACUACUAUGUCGAUACACCUCCAGAAAUGAGAGCGAAUGGAUUUAAAGAGAAAAAGCUCCAGCUGCUCUGUGGCAUUACUGGAGCAUUUAGGCCUGGAGUCUUGACAACCUUAAUGGGCGUGAGCGGUGCUGGGAAAACCACUCUCAUGGAUGUGCUUUGUGGAAGAAAAACUGGAGGCACGAUUGAGGGGGAUAUAAGAGUUGGAGGGUUCCCUAAAAAUCAAAGGACUUUCGCCAGAAUUUCUGGGUACUGUGAACAGUUUGAUAUACAUUCUCCUCAGAUUACUGUCGGAGAAUCAGUGACGUACUCAGCUUGGUUGAGGCUGCCUCCAGAGAUUGAUUCGGAAACGAAGGCGGCGUUUGUGGAAGAAGUCCUUCAAACAAUUGAGCUCACCGAAAUUAAAGAUUCCUUGGUUGGCAUCCCGGGACAAAGUGGCCUAUCAACUGAGCAGAGGAAGAGGCUGACUAUUGCUGUAGAGCUAGUUUCCAAUCCAUCCAUUAUAUUCAUGGAUGAGCCAACAUCUGGUCUAGAUGCCAGAGCUGCAGCAGUUGUGAUGCGUACGGUGAAAAAUGUUGUUGCCACAGGUAGAACAAUGGUCUGUACUAUCCACCAGCCGAGUAUUGAUGUUUUUGAAGCUUUUGAUGAGUUGAUUCUGAUGAAAGUGGGAGGACGAAUUAUCUACUCGGGAAAGCUGGGUCAUCAUUCAAGUGAACUGAUAGAAUACUUUCAGGGAAUCCCUGGCGUGCCAAAAAUAAGUGACAACUACAAUCCGGCGACAUGGAUGUUAGAAGUUACUUCCACAUCAGUUGAAGCUCAGAACGGCAUAGAUUUUGCUGACAUAUACAGGAAUUCUACUCAUUACAAGGACACUGUUGAGCUGGUUCAGCAACUGAGUGAACCGCUUCCAGGUUCAAGAGACCUUCAGUUCUCAACCCGCUAUCCUCAAAAUGGACUUGUCCAACUCGUGGCAUGUCUAUGGAAGCAACACUUGUCGUAUUGGAGAAGCUCUGAAUACAACUUAGUGCGCCUCCUGUUUAUGGUUGUAGCAUCGCUUCUAUUUGGAGCUUUGUUUUGGCAGAAAGGGCAGCACAUAGAGACUGAGCAGGACUUGUUCAAUAUCUUUGGCUCCAUGUUUAUCGCCAUCAUAUUUCUGGGCGUAAAUAAUUGUUCAACGGUGCUACCACAUGUGGCAACGGAGCGAACUGUUCUGUACCGGGAGACAUUUGCUGGAAUGUAUUCUUCUAGUGCUUAUUCCCUCGCUCAGGUGAUGAUCGAAGUUCCUUACAUACUUCUACAAACGGUUUUGUACGUGGCCAUCACAUAUCCUAUGAUAGGGUAUGACGGGUCUGCCUACAAGGUCUUGUGGUACUUCUACACUACAUUCUGCACAUUCUCGUACUUUGUUUACCUCGGAAUGCUCUUGGUCGCCGUGAGUUCAAAUCUUCAAGUUGCUUCCAUAUUGGCAUCUGCGAUGUACACCAUACUAAAUCUUUUCUCUGGCUUCCUCAUGCCGGGACCGAAAAUACCAAAGUGGUGGAUUUGGUGCUUCUGGACUUGCCCUACGUCAUGGUCAUUGAGUGGCUACUUAACUUCACAGUAUGGAGAUAUUGAGAAGGAGAUAAUCAUAUUCGGCGAAAAAAGACCUAUCAGUUCCUUCCUAGAAGAAUAUUACGGGUUUCAAAGCAACCGAUUAGGCCUUACAGCUGUUGCUCUUAUUGCUUUUCCAAUUGCUUAUGCAUCUCUAUUUGCAUACUGCAUUGGCAGGCUAAAGUUUCAGAAGCGCUGAUAUCAUGUAUCUCGACUGUUAGUUCUCUCUUGUAUGCAACAGCAAAUGCUUGGAACUAGCUCGUAUAUUAUCAAAAGUUGUUCACAGUAAUACGUGUAAUGUAAAAAACGGUUACACGCGCCAAAUUCUGUUGUUGCCCAAUAGUCUCCAUGUCAGUCACUAUUGGAUUCUGCAAGAGCUUUUCCCAAUCAGCAUCUGAUCAACGAGGCGAUCUGGAGUGGAAGUCUUUUGAGGAUGCAUCCACUACGUGCCCUUUUUUCAAUCACAUGUUGACCUUACACGUUAAUGUGCCCACAUAUCUCUUCAAAUUUGAGUAUUCAAUGAUAGAAUGCCUGCAAGUUUUUUCGCACA